Molecule: messenger RNA, 7253 nt
Organism: Dipodomys ordii (Ord's kangaroo rat)
Lineage: Eukaryota; Metazoa; Chordata; Mammalia; Rodentia; Heteromyidae
Gene: Ltbp2
Product: latent transforming growth factor beta binding protein 2
Exons: 41
Coding region: 1-5667 (1888 amino acids)
Molecular function (GO): calcium ion binding
Source: RefSeq, a predicted model, not a curated record
AUGGCGCUGGGAGAGGAAAGGAACUCGUUUGAGGCUGCCACAAGGAUUGCCAGGGCGCGCUCGUCUCCACCAGAGGGCGCGCGCCCCCAGGCCACCUUCGCGCGCCAGGAAGGUCAGCCCCGGGGGCGCCCCCGGCGGCCAGGGCUAGAGGUGAAGGGACCAGGCGCUCCUUCCUUGGGCCCUGCUGUCCCUGUCGUUCGGGUCUCUGUACCUCCACCGGCCUCCUUCGUACCCGGGAGGCUGACAAACGUCAUCCGAUCCAAGUUUGUCUUUGAAGUUUGGGGAGGAAGAUCCAUUCAGGACAGGGUCGGCCCUGCGUCGUCGCCCCCAGCUCCUCACGGGUUAAUCCCCCUCGCCGCCCGCUUCCCGGUGCCAAAGUACCCCGACACCAUGAAGCCGCCGACCAGCGCCCGCUGCUCCGGGAGCGCCCUUCGGACCCCCGGGAGGAUCUUCCUGCCCCUCACCCUGGCUCUUUUACUGGACAUAAGUCAUGCCCAAAGGGAUCCCAUGGGCAUGGCGAGAUACGAGCCGGCGAGCCGGGACGCGAACCGGCUGCGGCGCCCUGGGGGCAGCCACCCCGCAGCGGCCUCCGCCAAGGUGUACAGCCUGUUCCGGGAGCCAGACUCACCCGUCCCGGGCCUGCCGUCCCCAGACCGGACCCAGCCGGGCUCGGGGAGCCCCCGGAGGCCGGCGGAGGCGGAGGCCCGGAGGAGAAAUGUCUGUGGGGGACAGUGCUGCCCGGGAUGGACAACUGCAAAUAGCACCAAUCACUGUAUCAAACCCGUGUGCCAGCCACCCUGCCAGAACCGGGGCUCCUGCAGCAGGCCUCAGCUCUGCAUCUGCCGCUCCGGCUUCCGGGGCCCCCGCUGCGAGGAGAUCAUUCCUGAUGAGGAGUUUGACCCCCAGAAUUCCAGACUGGCACCCCGACGCUCAGCAGAGGGGGUACCCAGCCUACGCAGGAGCAGCACCACUAGAGACAGCCUCGUGGACAGAGCACAACCGCUGACACCACAGCUGACACCAGCCCGCCAAAGUCCUGGGACCCUGAGUGGGCUCAGCCAGACACGCCCUCCCCAGCAGCACAUGGGGCUAUCUCGGACCAUCCGACGUUACCCAGCCAUUGCUGCCAAUGGCCAUCUGACUUCCAAUGCUCUGCCCACAGGACUGGGUCUUGAACAGAGAGAUGGCACUCAGCAGGCAGUACAUCUGGACAAUCGCUCAUCCCCCUGGGGACUGAACCUCACAGAGAAAAUAAAGAAGAUCAAGAUUGUCUUCACUCCUACCAUCUGUAAGCAGACCUGUGCCCAUGGGCACUGUGCCAACAGCUGUGAGCGGGGCGACACCACCACCCUGUACAGCCAGGGUGGCCAGGGCCAUGACCCCAAGUCUGGCUUCCGUAUCUAUUUCUGUCAGAUCCCUUGCCUGAAUGGAGGCCGCUGCAUCGGCCGGGAUGAGUGCUGGUGCCCUGCCAACUCUACUGGGAAGUUCUGCCACCUGCCUGCCUCACAGCAGGACAGGGAGUCUCCAGGGAGCAGAUCCCACCACAGGGCCCUACUGGAAAGCCCCCUGCAUCGGUCCACCUUCACGCUGCCUCUCUCCAAUCAGCUGGCCUCUGUGAACCCCUCCUUGGUGAAGGUGCACAUUAACCACCCACCUGAGGCAUCUGUGCAGAUCCAUCAGGUGGCACGGGUGCGAGGAGAGGCCGACAGGGCCCCAGAGGAGAACAGUGUGGAAACUAGACCCCCAUACCGACUUCCUGCCAGCACCAGCUACAGCCACUGGGACAGUAACAGCAUUCCUGCUCGGGCGGGAGAGCCUCCUCGGCCACCUCCCCCAGUGGUGCCCGGGCAUCAGGGACUCCUGGGCCGAUGUUACCUGAAUACUGUGAAUGGACAGUGUGCUGACCCUCUGCUGGAGCUAACUACACAGGAAGACUGUUGUGGCAGUGUGGGAGCCUUCUGGGGGGUGACUUCAUGUGCCCUGUGUCCUCCUAGACCAGCCUCCCCAGUAAUUGAAAAUGGCCAGCUGGAGUGUCCCCAAGGGUACAAGAGACUGAACCUCACUCACUGCCAAGAUAUCAAUGAAUGCUUGACCCUGGGCCUGUGCAAGGACUCAGAAUGCAUAAACACCAGGGGCAGCUACCUGUGCACGUGCAGACCUGGCCUCAUGCUGGACCCAUCUCGAAGCCGCUGUGUCUCUGACAAAGCUGUCUCCAUGCAUCAGGGACUAUGCUACCGGUCACUGGGGCCUGGCACCUGUACUCUGCCUUUGGCCCACCGAAUCACUAAGCAGAUAUGUUGCUGCAGUCGUGUGGGCAAAGCCUGGGGCAGCAAGUGUGAGAAAUGCCCCCCACCUGGCACAGAGGCCUUCAGAGAGAUCUGCCCUGCUGGGCAUGGCUACACCUACUCAAGCUCAGACAUCCGCCUGUCCAUGAGGAAAGCUGAGGAGGAGGAACUGGCCAGACCCUCCCGGGAGCACACACAGAAGAGCAGUGGGCCUCUGCCCAGCCCAGCUGAGAGGCAGCCACUCCGGGAAGCCAUGGACACCUGGCUUGAGGCUGACAAAGGUGACUCUCAGGCUGGCGAGGUAACAACCCACCUACCUUCCUGGGUCCCAGGGGACGCCAUCAGAAGACCCACACCACCACUGCCUGGACAGGGGAUUUCAGGAACUCAGGAAGAAGAGCAAGUGACCCCCUCCACUGAUGUGCUGGUGACUCUGGGUCCCCCAGACAUUGAUAGAUGUGCUUCUGGAGCCACCAACAUCUGUGGCCCUGGUAUCUGUGAGAGCCUCCCAGAUGGAUACAGAUGUGUCUGCAGCCCUGGCUACCAGCUGCACCCCAGCCAGGCCUUCUGCACGGAUGACAAUGAGUGUCUGAGGGACCCCUGCACAGGAAGAGGACGCUGUGUCAACAGUGUGGGCUCCUACUCCUGUAUCUGCUAUCCUGGCUAUACACUGGCCACUUCAGGGACCACGCAGGAGUGCCAAGAUAUAGAUGAGUGUGAGCAGCCAGACAUGUGCAGUGGAGGGCGAUGCAGCAACACCGAGGGCUCAUACCACUGCGAGUGUGAUCAGGGCUACAUCAUGGUCAGGAAAGGACACUGCCAAGAUAUCAAUGAAUGCCGUCACCCUGGCACCUGCCCUGAAGGGAGAUGCGUCAACUCCCCUGGCUCCUACACUUGUCUGGCCUGUGAAGAUGGCUACAGGGGCCAGAAUGGAAACUGUAUAGAUGUGAACGAGUGUCUGACCCCUGGGGUCUGUGCCCAUGGAAGGUGCAUCAACCUGGAAGGUUCCUUUAGAUGUUCUUGUGAGCUGGGCUAUGAGAUCACUCCAGAUGAGAAGGGCUGCCAAGAUGUGGAUGAAUGUGCCAGCCGGACCUCGUGUCCCACGGGCCUCUGCCUCAACACAGAAGGGUCCUUUACCUGCUCGGCCUGUGAGAGUGGGUACUGGAUAAAUGAAGAUGGCACUGCCUGUGAAGACCUGGAUGAGUGCGCCUUCCCUGGAGUCUGUCCCACAGGAGUGUGCGCUAACACCGUCGGCUCCUUCUCCUGCAAGGACUGUGACCGGGGCUACCGGCCCAGCCCCCUGAGCCACACCUGUGAAGAUGUGGACGAGUGUAAAGAUACCCUGAGCACCUGUCUGGGAGGCGAAUGCAAGAACACGCCAGGCUCCUACCAGUGCCUCUGUCCCUCAGGCUUCCGUCUGGCCAAUGGCACCAUAUGUGAGGAUGUGGAUGAGUGUGUGGGGGAGGAGUACUGUGCCCCUCAUGGAGAAUGCCUCAACAGCCACGGCUCCUUCUUCUGUCUCUGUGCACCUGGCUUCGCCAGUGCAGAGCAGGGCACCAGCUGCCAGGAUGUGGAUGAGUGUGCAGCCACAGACCCAUGUCUGGGAGGAGACUGUGUCAACACUGAGGGCUCCUUCAACUGUAUGUGUCAGACUGGCUUCCAGCUCUCCCCAGAAAGUGGGGAGUGUGUCGAUAUUGAUGAGUGUGGGGACUACAGAAACCCAGUGUGUGGGGCCUGGCAGUGUGAGAACAGCCCUGGCUCCUAUCGCUGUGUUCUGAGCUGCCAACCUGGCUUUUACAUGGCCCCAACUGGAGACUGCAUUGACAUAGACGAAUGUGCCAACGACACUGUGUGUGGGAGCCACGGCUUCUGUGACAACACGGAUGGCUCCUUCCGCUGCCUCUGUGAUCAGGGCUUUGAGACAUCACCAUCAGGCUUGGUCUGUGUUGAUGUGAACGAGUGUGAGCUCAUGCUGGCUGUGUGUGGGGCUGCGCUCUGUGAGAAUGUGGAGGGCUCCUUCCUGUGCCUCUGCACCAGUGACCUAGAGGAGUAUGACGCACAAGAGGGGCACUGUCGUCCUCGGGGUGCUGGAGCUCAGAGCAUCCCUGAGGCCCCAACAGGAGACCACAUGCCAGGCCCCAUCCGCAUGGAAUGCUAUUCUGGGCACAAUGGCGAUCCACCCUGCUCCAGCAUCCUGGGCCAGAACUCCACGCAAGCUGAGUGCUGCUGCACUCAGGGUGCCAGGUGGGGAGAUGCCUGUGAUCUUUGCCCAUCUGAGGACUCAGUUGAAUUCAGUGAACUCUGCCCCAGUGGUAAAGGCUACAUUCCUGUGGAAGGAGCUUGGACAUUUGGACAGACCAUGUAUACAGAUGCCGAUGAGUGUGUGCUGUUUGGGCCUGCUCUCUGCCAGAAUGGCCGGUGCCUCAACACAGUGCCUGGCUACAUCUGCCUGUGUAAUCCUGGUUACCACUACGAUGCCUCCCAUAGACAGUGCCAGGAUCACAAUGAGUGUCAGGACAUGGCCUGUGAGAACGGUGAGUGCAUGAAUACAGAGGGUUCCUUCCACUGCUUCUGUAGUCCGCCCCUCACUCUGGACCUCAGUGGACAGCGCUGUGUGAACACCACCAGCAGCACAGAGGACCUCCCAGACCAUGACAUCCACAUGGACAUCUGCUGGAAGCAAGUCACCAAUGAUGUGUGCAGCCAGCCCCUGCGUGGGCACCGUACCACCUACACAGAAUGCUGUUGCCAGGAUGGCGAGGCCUGGAGCCAGCAGUGUGCCUUGUGCCCCCCCAGGAGCUCCGAGGUCUAUGCUCAGCUGUGCAACGUGGCCCGGAUUGAGGCAGAGCGGGAGGCUGGGGUCCACUUCCGGCCAGGUUAUGAGUAUGGCCCCAGCCCAGAUGACCUGCACUACAGCCUGUAUGGCCAGGAAGGAGCCCCCUUCUACAACUACCUGGGCCCUGAGGACACUGCUGCUGAGCCCCCUUUCCCCAACAUAGUCAGCCAGCUGGGGGACACCACACCGGUCCUUGAGUCUCCUCUGCAGCCCUCUGAGCUCCAGCCCUACUAUAUGGCCAGUCAUCCAGAGUUGCCCGUUGCAUUUGAAGGGCUUCAGGCAGAGGAGUGUGGCAUCCUGAAUGGCUGUGAGAAUGGCCGCUGUGUGCGCGUACAAGAAGGCUACACCUGCGACUGCUUUGAGGGCUUUCAGCUAGAUGCGGCCCACAUGGCAUGUGUGGAUGUGAAUGAAUGUGAUGACCUGAACGGGCCUGCUGCACUCUGUGCCCAUGGUCACUGUGAGAAUACAGAGGGCUCCUACCGCUGCCAUUGCUCCCCAGGUUAUGUGGCUGAGGCAGGCCCUCCACAUUGUGCUGCCAAGGAGUAGUUUGAGGGGUCUGUGUGGGAAGCUACCUGGAAAUGGCCUCCAGCUACAGGCAGGGGCUUGAGAGCACUUUCCUCCCUGGGAAGACACCAUGAUGACAUCAGGCCUGGGCACUGCAGCCAAGCUCCAUCAGCUUUGCGUGCUUUCACCUCUGGCUGUGAGCUUCCUCACUGCCUCCAUGCCCUUGCUUGGCUCAGACACCACCAAAUGCUUUAAUGCUUCAGCCACUGGCCACGAGGCCCAGCCCACCACCUGUCCUGGCCUUACUGUGAGAUGCUUAUCAAAGGCAGCCAUAUCCAUCCCUCAGGCUGUGCACAUAUGCACAGUGUGAAGCUGUGGCCUCACACUGCAGACACCCCUUUCCAGCCAUGAUCCAUGAUGAUUCUACAACCAGGACAGGGGCCACAUGCCCCCUAGCAUGAGCCUUCAGAAUCUGUGGAGCAAGGAGUUUGGGAGAAUUUGCGGGGUGACUCCAAUGCUGCCUCUCAGAACUAUCAUUGCUGCCCAAGCAAUACAGCAUGGGCUGUGAUUUUGUCAUGUCUCCAUCCUGUAGCCACUUCUGUGGCUCCUAAUGAGGGACAGAAGAGCCCCUCAUCUCAGAAAAGCAAGACUGAUAUUGGCUUGCUGAAUGUAAUAGACACAAAUGAAGAAGAAUAAAGGCCUGAGAAAGCAGCAAGAGGGCAAUAUAAAAAUAUGGGAAGCUGAUAUGAAAGGGGGAGACAAGGCUUUUUACAAGCUCAAAUAAAGCAUUCAGCACCUGGGUAAGUAAAUAAUCAAAAUCUGUCCAGUGAUGGCUCCUGUGCACCACCAACAGCAAGAUAAAACUGCCCAUCUUCAAAGUCCUUCUUACAGGAAACGAAUCUCUCCCAGGCUCCCUUUGUAAAAGCUAAACUGAUGUGCUAAGAAUAAAAUGGUCUGUUUUCUAGUGUGGUCUUACUCAAAGAAAGCCAGAUUUCUAAUGUGGUUCUUCUCUCUACUCAGAAGACCGUCCCCCCUUGCCUUCCCCUCCAGAAAAUGGAAGUCUAGAACCCCUCUGGCUUUCCAAGCAGAGACUCACUUCAACCCAGGCUCACUUGGAGUUCAGAAUCACAAUGGAAUAGAGAAAUGCACAUUUUUUGCUCUUCUGGCUUUUAUUUACUCUUAGACCAAAUUUCUUUACAAUGUUGGCUAAAUCUAAACAUUACAGAUGAGACUGUACCAACCCCAGCUGACCAGCUCCGCCAACAGCCUAUGACUGUAUUCAAGUGGGAAAAAGUUCUUACUAAAAGGCAAACUCUGACCUCAUUUCUCUGGUGAAUGGCAAUGUAGAAGAAGGCUACAAGUGACUGAAGAUAUGGAGAUGAACACUACUUUCUUAAUUUAAUCUGAUUUGUCCUACCUGCUGCUCUGGUUGUCAGCCAUCAUAUAACUAUUAAAUACUUCCCACAUGCCAGGAACUGUGUUGAAUGCUAUGCAUACAUUGUAUUUAAUCAUCCCAAUUUAUUUUUAUUCCCAAUUUACAAGUUAGGAGAUUUAGAUACAGAUAGCUUAAAUGAUUUGCUCUAGGUCACUAUACUAGUUGAGGUUCUUGCCAGAUAAAAAUAAAUGAU